Perca flavescens (yellow perch) is the source of this 820-nucleotide messenger RNA. RefSeq names its product RAB19, member RAS oncogene family (gene rab19). Bases 97 to 750 code for a protein of 217 amino acids. Gene Ontology annotation, molecular function: GTPase activity; GTP binding. NCBI's taxonomy places the organism in Eukaryota, Metazoa, Chordata, Actinopteri, Perciformes, Percidae. The transcript has 3 exons. The record is from RefSeq and is a predicted model, not a curated record.
CACAACACGUUCUGUUGCAUUGAGGCAAAGAGGUCUUGGAUCAAGUAUUUUGGCCUCCGUUUUUUUGUGUGUAUACUGUACAUUCCUCCCUUCACCAUGCAGUCUGCAGGGCCGGAGAUUGAGGACUCUUUCGACUUUCUUUUCAAAAUCAUCCUGGUUGGCGACUCAGAUGUGGGGAAGACCUGUGUGGUCCAGAGCUUCAAGUCUGGCAUAUUCAUCGAGAAGCAGCAAAACACCAUCGGGGUCGACUUUACGGUUCGCACCCUGGACAUUGAUGGCAAAAAGGUGAAGAUGCAGGUGUGGGACACGGCAGGUCAGGAGCGUUUCCGCACCAUAACUCAGAGCUACUACCGCAGCGCCCACGGUGCCAUGGUGGCCUAUGACAUCACACGCCGCAGCACAUUUGAAUCGGUUCCCCACUGGAUAAGGGAGGUGGAGCAGUUUGGAGCUGCCAGCGUGGUGCUGAUCCUCAUUGGUAAUAAGUCAGACCUCCAAGCUCAGCGACAGGUGUUGUUCGAGGACGCGUGCACUCUGGCAGAAAAUAACGGUGUGCUGGCUGCUCUAGAAACCUCGGCCAAGGAGGCCCAGAACGUGGAGGCGGCCUUCAUCCUCAUGGCUCGGGAGCUGCUGGCACGCAACGGCAUGACCACCAUCGAGGAGAUUUCCCAAGAAUCGCCCCAAUUAAUUUUGAGUAACAGCACCCACCCGGUUUAUGGCACCGUGUCUUCAGAUAAAAAGUGUGGGUGCUGAGCAGGGAUGUGUUGUUUUAGACUUGUUUGGUAAAAAUAGUGUUCACAGUUUAGGAGAAACUACAUACUGU